Messenger RNA from Durio zibethinus, 1861 nucleotides. Lineage: Eukaryota; Viridiplantae; Streptophyta; Magnoliopsida; Malvales; Malvaceae. The record is from RefSeq and is a predicted model, not a curated record.
UAGAAAGAGCAGAGAACUGAUAAAACUAUAAUAUAAUUUAUUCGAGUUUGGAUAAAACUAUAUUUUUUAUAACAUAGAAUUAUUAUUUAAAAAUAGAAAAUAAUUACAUAUAGAACACAAGGCAACAAAUAUUAACACGUAAAAAAGAGUAAUAAAAAUAGUUAAUGUCAUACCUUAGGCCAAGUCACCAUUUACGUGAAUAUGUUGGCAUCUUUCUAUUCACAACCCGCUCGUUUAUCACAUGUCAUGAUAACUGGCUAGUUCAAUGGCUUUAAGGCCCUCCCUGCUCCCUCUCUUUCUUCUAUAUAUAUCUCAUUGGUGUGCUUACUACAACACAAUAAUAAAAAAAAAAAGUAGAAGAAUUUGUGUAUUUUGAUCACGAAUGGGUAGUGCUUCAAGAAAAACAUUCCUCCCCCUUGAUCCAAUGAGUUUCACAAAUGAGUCUCGAGCAGUGAUUGAUUUCAUUGCUGAUUACUACAAAAAUAUUGAGGAAUACCCAGUUCUAAGCAGAGUUGAGCCUGGUUAUUUGUCAGCCACGUUGCCUGAGUCGGCCCCCUAUUGCCCUGAAUCUCUCGAAGAUAUACUCAAAGAUGUUCAUGAUUGCAUCGUGCCAGGACUUACUCAUUGGCAAAGUCCUAACUUCUUUGGCUACUUCCAUGCAAAUGCUAGCACUGCUGGUUUUCUUGGAGAGAUGCUUUGCUCAGGUUUUAAUGUAGUUGGUUUCAGCUGGAUUUCGUCACCAGCUGCAACUGAACUUGAAUCCCUAGUCAUGGAUUGGAUGGGCAAAUUGCUUAAGCUACCAUCUUCAUUUUUGUUCUCUGGAACUGGUGGUGGAGUCUUGCAUGGUAGCACAUGUGAGGCUGCAGUUUGCACUUUGGCUGCUGCAAGAGACAAAGCCUUGAAAGAGCUUGGUGGUUGGGAGAAUAUAACCAAAUUGGUGGUUUAUGCGUCUGAUCAAACACAUUUUACUUUCCAAAAGGCAGCAAAAUUAGUAGGCAUUCCCCCAUCAAAUUUUCGGCUCAUUGAAACAUCUUUUUCAACAGGAUUUUCAAUGUCACCUGAAAAGGUUCGUUUUGCUAUUGAAGAUGAUAUCAAAUCAGGUUUGGUACCAUUGUUCCUAUGUGCAACUAUUGGGACAACACCCAGUGGAGCUGUUGAUCCUAUUGCAGAAUUAGGCAAGGUUGCCAGGGAAUACAAGCUUUGGCUCCACAUUGAUGCAGCUUAUGCAGGAAGUGCCUGCAUUUGCCCCGAGCUCAGGCAUUACCUUGAUGGAAUUGAACUUGCAAACUCCAUCAGCAUGAAUCCACAUAAAUGGUUCCUCACUAACAUGGACUGCUGUUGCUUGUGGAUCAAGGAACCAAAGAUCUUAGUGGAUUCAUUGUCAACUGAUCCUGAAAUUUUAAGAAACAACGCUAGUAAAUUCAAAGGUGUGGUCGACUACAAAGAUUGGCAGGUUGCACUGAGUAGACGAUUCAGGGCUUUGAAGCUUUGGAUUGUGAUUCGCAGGCAUGGCCUGGCGAACCUUAUUUACCACAUUCGAAGCGAUAUCAGCAUGGCUAAGCGGUUUGAGGCAUUUGUGGCUAUGGAUGAGAGGUUUGAGAUUGUGGUGCCAAGAAAGUUUGCAUUGGUUUGCUUCAGGCUUAAGCCCAAGCAAGAGGCUGAAGGCACUGAAUUGAACUGUAAAUUGCUGGAUGCUAUAAAUUCAGGUGGGAGAGCUUUCAUGACUCAUGCAGUGGUGGGUGGGAUAUAUGUCAUUCGCUGUUCAAUUGGAACAACUCUGACUGAAGAACAUCAUGUGGACGCUUUGUGGAAUCUCAUUCAAGAAAAUGCUCAAAUUUUAUUAUCGGAGUCGAUUAAUUAA